This is a messenger RNA of Protobothrops mucrosquamatus (brown spotted pit viper), 681 nucleotides long. RefSeq names its product carboxypeptidase N subunit 2-like. NCBI's taxonomy places the organism in Eukaryota, Metazoa, Chordata, Lepidosauria, Squamata, Viperidae. The annotation marks the transcript as partial. The record is from RefSeq and is a predicted model, not a curated record. Gene Ontology annotation, molecular function: protein binding. The transcript has a single exon.
AUGUGGCUCGGGACCCCCAUCCUGGUCCUCCUCCUCCUCCUCUUCAGGGCCGGCCGAGGGGACCAGGAUUGCAGUGGCGCUCCGAACGAGAGCUGCCCCCAUCAAGACAUCCAGAGGGGCAGAGGCAUCACAGAGAUCCCCAAGUCGGUUUCUCCCGUUGUCACUGAAAUGUUCUUUAUUGAGACCAGCAUUGGGGAAAUCAGGCGGGGGGCCUUCGAGAACAUGUCUAACCUGGUGAAGAUUGAAUUCAUAAACAGCAAGGUUGAAAGAGUUGAAGCAGGAGCUUUUGAUAACUUGGAGAAAUUGGUGGAUUUGGAAAUCACGGGGGCCGAGUUAGAGGAUCUCCCCGUGGGCACCUUCCGGUCCCUGAAUCACCUGCGGAGAGUGAACCUGAGGGACUCCCAGGUGAGAAGGAUCGAAAAAGGGCUGUUUGAUGGUCUUGGGGGUUUGGAAGAGGCUUAUCUGCACCGGAACGAAAUCGCCUCCCUCCCUGACGGAGUCUUUGACGGGCUCCCCAAACUCUCCUUGUUACAUCUGGGGCGGAACCAGAUCUCCAACGUCUCUCCGGACCUCUUCAAGCAACUGACCCAGCUGAAGACUCUCCGGCUGCAGAACAACCAGAUCGGGAGUCUGGCGGAGGGGACCCUGGACAGCCUGCAGGAUCUGGUGGAGCUCAAUCUG